Molecule: messenger RNA, 599 nt
Organism: Trametes versicolor FP-101664 SS1
Lineage: Eukaryota; Fungi; Basidiomycota; Agaricomycetes; Polyporales; Polyporaceae
Exons: 5
Coding region: 75-518 (147 amino acids)
Biological process (GO): regulation of transcription by RNA polymerase II
Cellular component (GO): mediator complex
Molecular function (GO): transcription coregulator activity
Source: RefSeq, a predicted model, not a curated record
CCGACGCCGUUCUAUGUCGAGUCCCCUCUCCUCGCUGGCCCGCAUCUCCCGCCGUGCCCCCUCAUAGCAGCGUCAUGCUGCAGGAACUGUCUCAUAUGGACCGCAUCACCCAACUGCAGGAUGAGAUCCAACAACUGCUCACGAUAAUGUCGCACAGCAUCGCAUACCUCACCUCGCGCGCGAACUUCGUGCAGGUCAGCGCGGACGUGCCCGUCACGAAGGCGCGCAACCCGGACAAGUACGACGCCCCAGACGCGUUCGAAGCGAACAAAAAGGAGCUCGUGUCGGACCUGAUCGUGAAGGCGAAGCAGGUCGAGUACCUGAUCCAGUCCCUGCCCGAGCCGGACCCGGAGGAGGAGCAGGUCGAACGGCUGGAAGCCCUCGAGCAGGAGAUGGCCGACGCCAAUGCCGAGUAUGUCCAAGCCGUGAACCGUGCCAAGAACCUCCACUCCCAAAUAUGCGACGUGCUCCGCAAUAUGCUGGACGAGCCUGACAUUGUCAAAGAUGAGGCGGGCUGAACUCUGAAGCUACCUUUAGCACUGCGCGCCGGCCGUAGACCGUUCAUGUAUAUAUUUGCUGUGCCUGUCGAUAUUUACAUC